UCCCCUCCUUCAAUUCUCAAAAACGCUAGUGACGGUACAAGUUUAUGCAUCACGACACCUAUCGAAAUUUAUCGAACUUCGACCCUCGAACUAUUACUAAUUCGAUUGGUAAUACUGGUUGAACGAAGAUGGCCGACUUCGGCCGACUUCUGUUGCGCAGAAGUCGUUUGUAACGUAUAGGAAUGCCACUCGUAGCGCUACUGUCCACAUGUUAAAUUUGAAUUUGAAUUUAAUAUUUUCCUGACAAUCAAAGACAAAAAUGGUUAUUCAUGGAUCUGACAUCUCGUUAUUUAUCGGCUAUGAUGUGAACUCGGCCGUUGAUCGAAAAUUGUAGUGACAGCCAAUGAAAUGACAGAGCACAUGUUUGAAUUUGAAAGCCAAGCUAUCACAACCGCCAGUAUUUUCUAGGUAGCGGUGGCACGCGAUUCUGCUGGGGAAAAAAAAGAUGUUACAAGUCAUUUAUGUGUUAAAAAUGUACAAAGUUUGAAGAAACAUCGUGGAGUAAACGUGCGUGAUAAAUAAAUGCUGGAAAUAUGUCUGACAGUAUUAAAGUUGCUAUCAAAGUUAGGCCCCUCAUUAAACGUGAGAGGGAAGAAAACCUGCCCAUACAAUGGGAGGUCCAGGAAAAUCGUAUCUACUCCGUCGAUCCAGAGACAAAACGACGGGGAGAUUAUUCAUACGUUUUCGAUCACAUAUUUGACACAGACACUGGGAAUCCCCAGGUUUACAAUACUACUGUGAGACCAAUUGUAGAUGCAGCGGUUAAUGGAUUCAAUGGUACGAUAUUUGCCUACGGACAAACAAGUUCUGGAAAGACAUAUACCAUGAUGGGUACACAAGACGACCCUGGAAUCAUACCUUUAGCGGUUGAAAACAUGUUUGAUUCCAUUGCCAACACCACAGAUCGAGAAUUUUUGUUGCGUGUAUCAUACUUGGAAAUAUACAAUGAAAAAGUAAACGACUUAUUGCAUAAGGAUGGAAUAGAUCUUAAAAUUCAUGAAGACUGUAAUGGACAUGUUGUCGUCAAAUGCAAAGAGGAGGUGACCAACUGUCCUCAAAAUGUAUUGGCCAUUAUGAAAAAAGGUGACAAAAGGCGGAGGAUCGGGGAAACAAACAUGAACGAACGAAGUAGUCGUAGUCAUACUCUUUUCAGGAUUACUAUUGAAAGCCGUGAUGCAAAGUCCGAUGCAGAUGGUGCUAUUCAAGUUUCGCAGUUAAAUUUAGUAGAUUUGGCAGGGUCAGAGAGAGCUCGUCAAACCGGAGCAACCGGUGAUCGAUUCAAAGAAGGUAGACACAUAAAUUUAUCUCUAUCUGCAUUGGGAUUGGUCAUUAUGCAGCUUAGUGAAGCUCAGGAACACGUCAAUUUUCGAGAUAGCAAACUGACCAGAAUUUUACAAGCUUCUCUGGGUGGCAAUGCAUUGACAACCAUCAUUUGUGCAGUUACUCCAGCAGCUCUUGAUGAAACUCACUGUACACUAGCUUUUGCAUCUCGAGCAAAGAGUAUUAAGAACAAACCUCAACUCAAUGAAGUUAUGUCAGACGCAGCGCUCUUGAAGCGAUACAGCAAACAGAUAGCUAAACUCAGUGCAGAGCUUGAGAAAGCAAGGCAGGUGAACCGGUGCGCAGAAGUUGAGGAAAUGGAGACAAAGUUACAGGAAAAAGAAAGGCUGAACGAACUACUAGAGGAUCGAAUGCAGUUGCUGAAAACAAGAAUUGUAUCAGGUGCUAAUUCUGUAGAAAAUGUUGACUUCAAGAACAAAUCACGACGCAGACGAACAUGGGGUGGUCCAACAAUUCCUUGCUCGCUCAAUCACAGCUUGGCCUUACCCACUAUACAAGAAAUAGACUCUACAGACGAUUCACGUUCAAAUUGGAAGAGAUCCCAGGUCAAAAAACGACAGAGUAUAAUACAAACGCCAGUUGAUGAUAUUGUGAACGAGGGUUUCCAAACUCAGGUAGAGGACUUUGAACUUGAACUGAUAGAGAGUGAAAGAAACUGGGAAACAGGAAGAUUUUCAUCGGAGAGUCUAGAUUUGGAAGACAAUUAUUAUAUCACAAAGCGAAAACCUAGCGGAAAUCAUGUCAAAUUUAGGGAGGACGUGUCGGUAUUAGAAAACAGUUUCUCUGACAGCUUUGUCGAAAACUCUGAACCUCAAACUCCACCUCGAAGACAUGAAGAAACUGACUCUGGAACACCAAAAGAAGUUCUCAGAGAAAGAAUAACUCAACUGGCCGAUGAAUACAUCCAAUUACGGGAAUUUACAACUUUGGAAAAACAACUUUACACCAAUGAAAAAAUUGAUGCAAAAGAUCAAGAUACUAUGGAAACUCUCAUAAGCCACUUGAAGAAAUCGGCUGCAGACAGUGAAAUGAUGUGUUUGGAAUCAAAUAAAAAGUACUCCGAUCUUCAGGACAAGUAUUACGAUUUGGAAGGAAAAUACAAUACUGCGCUACUAGAAAAUGACGUUCUAAAAAGACAACUUGAGUCGUUCACUGGAAUUGAGGAGAGACUUAAAUCCAUCGAAUUGGAGAAAAGUCAACUGAAAAAAGAUAUGGAGACAAAACUUCAGAGGUUGAAAAAUUUGGAAGAAGAGCGGAAUGAUUACGAGUUUAAACUGGAGCUAUUAGAAUCGAAGCAUAAGACACGGGAAAAAGAGCUCGAAACUUCCUUGCAGAUUGCGUGGACGGAGUUCAAAGACCCAGGUGAUGAUAAGAAGCUUCCCCACAUCAUUCAUUUGCAGACUUUAGUUGAUAGUUUGACCAAAGAAGUGCAAGCUUUGAAAUUGAAAUCCGAAUGUACUGAAGUAACGUUAGACAGCGACUUGUCAAUAGAGAAUGAAAUGAUGACAAAUAAACUAUCAGAAUAUGCGUUACUAUUGAAAAAUGCGGAAAAAGAAAAAGCGAAAUUGCUUAAAAAAUUGAAAGAAUUAAGGAGGUGUUCUGAUCACAAACCAAUUCUCGAACACGAUAUGUCAUUAAAUGAUCAUAAAGAUAUCGAAGUUUCUAAUGAGAGCCAAAACAGAGUCACCGAAAACACGAGCGUCAUAGAUGAUGUUUCUGAAAAAGUAGCUCAACCUAUUGGUGAUUUCACUAGCAUGUUACACCAGUCGAUUUCGAAUGGUGACCAAACUGCGAUUUUGCCCAUUGACAGUAUUCCUCCAAAAGUUGAAAACAUGAUGAAUGAAACUGAAAUAGAACCUGAAUUUCUUACGGCUGAUUUUAAUCAGCCAGCAGAACCUAGUUUUCAGACUGAGACUGCUGGUGACGACAUGAUACCGACAUCUAAUGAGCAAAUUACACCUUUGGAAGUACUGCAAUCACAAAUAAACGAAAAGUCCCAAACUAUAGCAAAACUUACAGAUUCGUUGCACGUGGCAUUGGAUGAAAAUAACAACAUCAAGUCCAGUUUAGAAUCUUUCCAAUCAACUAUCGAGCAGCAAAAGCUUGAGAUAAUUAAUCUUAAAGAACGUGUGGCUGCACUCGUGACAAGAGAACUUGAAGUUACAAGUCAGUACAACGAUGUUGUGUUAAAGCUCAGAGAAGUAUCAUCAGAUAAAGACGCUGUUAUCGAUGAAAAUACAACACUAAAGUCACAACUUUCUCUAGAUUGUGAUCAAUUGACAAAUAAUAAAACCAUAAUAGACUCUCUGCAGUCAGAUAUGGAUCAGUUGAAGCUAAAAUUGGAAGAGAAAAACCUAGAGUUCUUGAACAUGAAAGCCAAAGUUGAAGAACUUGAGCAGCUCAGAAUACGGGUUGAUCCUUGCCAUCAAGAGUCAACGGCUGACAAUAAAUUUCUGGAAGAUUUAAAUUUACGACAAGAGCUGGAAGUGACUAAGACUGAAUUGAACACGCGAGUCAAAGAAAUUGAAGAUUAUAAAUCAACAAUUACCAAUAUAAUGGAUGAAAUUACAAAGAAGUCAGACGAAAUCUCAACUCUAAAUGGAUUAAUAGUUGAACUGAAUGUGAAAAAUGAAGAUCUCCAACUGAAAUUUGAUUCUGUGAGCAAAGAGUUGGAUAGAAGGACUGAAAGUAUCCUGAACAUGUCCAACGGAAUGACCUGCACCCAGGAUGUUUUGGGAAAAAAAGAGGUUCAAACACUUGUACUGGUGCCCCCAGAAACUAACGAUCUUAUUCAACUUAAAAGUGAAGACAGUUGCACCACCAAAAUACAGUCAUCCGAAAAAACUCCGAUCAAAAACUCGGGGGGUGGAGAAUUUGAUGCACUAAAUUCGAGCGUGAAAACAGAUUUGCUAAUGAUAGCUGAUGAUACGAUCAGCAAUAUUGAAUCCAGUCGAGCUUUCCCAAACCUCUGCAACAAUGAUAACAAUCUUGUAGAACUGGUUACACAAAGUGAACAAUUCCAAGACGACCAGACCAGUGAUAAAAGGAAAGAGGAUAUCGAUGCACUCAAAAUUGAGGUAGACAGAUUGAUUUCGACAAAUGAAAUGCUUGUAAAUGAAAAUGCAGUUCUGAAAUCGCAAACUCAAGCACUUCUUGUACAAAUUGAAGAAUCAGAAAUACUGUCUCAAGGAGUUAAUCACGUUGAGAAAGAUUUAGUUAAUUCGGAAGCGAAAAUAUGUAGCCUUGAAAAGGCACUUGCAGAUCGAGAUGCAAUUUUGAAGGAAUCACAUGUUGAUAUUGAGAAAUUGGAACAUCAAAUCAUACGUAUGCAAAACGAACACACUUUAUACAUGGAUGAAAAAUGUGCAAUGCAAAAAAUGAUCGAGGAAAAUCAAUUGAAAUUGCAGCAGCUACCAAAAUUAGAAUUGGACAUAGAAGAUUUGAAGCAUGUAAAUGCGGAAUUUGAACGUAUCAACUUGGAAUUGCGUACAAACUUAAACGCAAAGUCCCUGGAACUUGAAUCGCUAGAAGUGCAUAAAUAUGAAAGUGAGAUACGGAACUUGAAAAGCUAUAUAGAAAACUUAGAACAUUUUAAUAAAAAUAUUACAGAGGAAAACGAUGAUCUCAAAAGUCAAUUGCAUAAUCGCUCAUUGAAUUUAGAGAACGAUUUAGCAAAUCUGAGUCAACGAAUAGUAGAGCAGGAAAAAGUUACACGCACUCUGGAACAAGACAAAAAGAACUUGAUGCACCGUAUUACAGAACUUUCAACUGUAAAAACUGAGGAAAUUGCUUCACCCACAUCUGACUUGGAAUCUAAGACAGAGUCUAGUGUAGAGAAAUCUCCUGAAGAUACAGCAGAUUUCAGCAGCAUAUUUACCAAUGCUAGUUAUUUUGAUGAAAUGGAUGUUCAAGCUUCAACUCCAGAAGAAAGUCCAACUAAUACAACGAUUUCCGCAAAUGAUACGCAAAUGUCCAGCGUGACAAACUUGAGAAAAAAGAUGGAAGAACUGCAACAUACCAACAAACGCUCAGAACUUAUGAACAAAGAUUUUUCUGAUAAAUUGUCAACAGGGGAAGUUGAUAUCCCAAACAAUGAAAAUAUCAGCAAGUUACAUGAAUUGAUAAAUGUGAAAAAGCUGCUUGAGGAAGAAAACUCUAAAAUAGCAACAGAACUUCGACUCAAAGUUCAAGAAUCUGAUGAAAUCAAAAAUGACGUCAAAGGAUUACGGUUGGGUAUUGAGAGACUGGAACAAACAAUUCACUUAUUAACAACAGAAAAUAUGGAAAUGUCUAGUAAACUCAAUAUGGAGAAAGAUCGUGCGAAAGAAGCAGAAACGUCGUAUCAGGGUCAAUUAGAGAAACUUUAUUCUCGUAUAUCUGAGACAACUCAAGAAAAGGUGCAGUUGGAAAGCGAACUCAAGAUUUGCCAGGAACUUUUGGACACUUUACGAGCAAAUACUCCUAUAGGUACAGAGAACGAAGUUAAGGAAAAGAUAGAGAAGUAUCAAGCCACAAUUGAUUCAUUGACGACGGAAAAUAUUGAACUGACCACAGACCUGAACAUUAAACAGAAGGAACUCGAUGAAAUCAAACAGAGUAAAGCUCUGCUCUAUGAUCAUGAUUGUUCAUACAAAGAGAAGGCUCAGCAGUUAGCAGAAAAACUUGAAGCUGUUAAUCAAGAAUAUAUUGAGCUUUCUGACAAUUUAAUGGAAACAAUCGAAGAAUCAGACAGUCUGAAACAUGCUUAUGAGUUGUUGGAGAAUAAACUGACGAUAUCCGUCAAGAAUCAAUUGUCAACAUCGAUCAAUUUUUCUAACACCGAAAUCACAGAACUGAAAGCACAAAAUAGCCAAUUGAAAUCGGAAAACCUUGAGCUCGUAGCCAAGGUGGCAAGCCUAUCGGAUGAAAAUACAAAAUUCGCAGACAAUUUGUUAGAAACUAUGGCCGCAUUAGACAGUAGUCGCCUACACCAUGAUCGACUUUCCAUUUCUGAUAAAUCUUUGGAUAAAUCGAUGCAUCUGUCUCGAUGGUCUGACAAGUCUACCCCACAAGGAGAUGACUCCACAACUGAGGAUAAUAUUGAGACUUUGAAAUCGAAAGUUGAGGCUUAUCAACAGCAAGUUGAUCAACUGACACGGUUGAAUAAAAAGCUUAGUGACUUGAAGCUAAGCUCCUGCACACAAUGUACCCAUUUGAAGGAAUUGAACGACAGUCGUAGAACAUUAAAACUCGAAGUACGAACACUGAAUCAUAAAUUGCAAGAUUUGCAGAAGAAAUUUGAACAAAAAUGUGCGGACACAGAGGUUCUACGUAACAAAGCAUGUGAGGAAUUGAAUCUAAGCAUUAUGUCUGACAUGAUGCUGAAUGGAAGUAUAUCUGAUAGCAUGAACGUGACCAUGGUGGAAGAAAAAGUGCAGUCCCUCAACAGUGAACUUGACACACUGAAAGAAAGUCAUGAUAAACUUUCAAAUUUAUAUCGAGAAAAAUGCAGUGAGGUUGACAGAUUUAAUGAAAGCAAUGCAGAAGAAUCGAUAUUUGAGGCUGAACCUGAAAUACCAUCUCCAAAGAAUUAUAAAGUAAGAAUCGAAAGAGUCCAAAAUGACAUUGAUAAAUUGAGAGGAGAGAUUCAGCUUCUUAAAAAACGUAACACAUCCCUUGCUGAAUCACUUCGUAAAUUUAUGGAUGAAAAAUCAAACCUGCAGACUGAAAUUGAAACAUUGAAAGCAUCCAAAGAGAGUCUGAACGUGAAAUACAAGAAUUCGGAAAUGCAAAUUGACUUGGCAAAUGAAAAAGCCAGCAUAUUAGAAAGUGAAGUUACAGAUUUAAAUAAGUUGAUAGAAUCGUUAAAAAUAAUUGAGCGGGAAGCGAUGAAUGACAAACUUAAUUUCGAAGUAGAAAUUGAAUCCUUGAAGACUGAGAAAAACAACAAUCGAAAAGUGCUCGAAGAGUUGACAAAUUCAUUAAAGUCUGAAAAGGAAAAUAACACCAUUCUCCAAAAGAGUUUGGAGGAGAUGUUAGAACAAAUCAAAGUUCUGAAACAAGAUCAUUUCAAGUCAAAAUAUUCCAGUCCACUCAAAAAGAUUGAAGAACCAAAGAUAAGUGAGACGAAUGAAACUGAUAACGUGAUGAAGAUCACUAUGGAAGAUAUGGAGCGUCAAUUAAUAAGACUUUCGGAGGAAAAUGAUUCGUUGCACAAUCAAUUAAAAGCUUUGGAUCAGAAGUUAGUCACCGAUAAAUCAGCGUUGUCAUCUGAUUAUAAGAGGCUCAAGGAUGAGCUUGAUACAGCAAAGGAAUACAUAACAAAAGAAAUUAGAUCGCUAAAACCUAAGCGCGAAUCGUCCGAUUCGUCAAACAAAACCGUUCAUGAACUCUUGGUAGAUUUUCUCAAAAUUAUUAUGAUGAAAGAACAAGAAAUCAUCAAGGCUGUGCAAGAUCGCUUCGACCAAGAAAAGCAAAGUUUAGAAGAAAGCAAACGUCAAAGCGUGAAUGCCGAAAAACGGAUCUCCAAUUGGGCCAAAGAGUUAGAAAAUGAUAUUGAAAAAUUACAGGCAGACUUGUUGCAUCAAGAAAAACGAAAUGAUAAAUUGAAGCAUCAGAUUGAGAGGCUAGAGAACGAUCUUAAAGAAAGCCAUCAUGAAAAGCAAUUGCUGAAAGAAAAGUUUGAAGUCAUGGAGACUGAUUUUAAUGGUUUACAAACUGAGUUCACAAAACGAUCUGAGGUAGAUAACAACUAUGACAAGGAAGUAAAUGAAAAACAAGAACGAGAGCGUUUGGCUUUAGCAUCUGCAAUGAGCCGAGAGAUUGAACUCCAAAACAGCAUGAAAUCUAUGAAGGAUCAAUACAACAAAAAAAUCGAGGAACUGACGUUUUCCUUAGACCAACAUAAAACUAAGAAUAUGGAGCUGGAGAGUAAUAUAGAAGGGUUUGAAGCUAAUGAAAAACAACUUAAGAGCAUUAUCGACGUUAAAUCUAUGGAUCUCAUAAAACUACAACAACGCACUGCUGUGUUAGAAACUGAAAACGUACAAAUUUCAGAAAUGUGUAGUCAAUUGAAUCAAGAAGAUCAUAACAAAAGUCAGCGCAUAGAAGAGAUUACUAAUCUUUUGAAAAUCAAAUGUGAUAAAUUAUCCGAAUAUAAAACUAAACUCGAGUCAAUUAUCCCUGAAUAUGAAAUGCUUAAAGAGCAGAUUAAAGAAAGGAAGCAAUACGUUGAUAAGUAUAAAAAGGAAUAUGAAGAUCUCAAGGAAAAAUCUGAGAAAGAAUCAAAUCUCAUUAAAGACAAGCUUAGUGAUGAAGAAAUAAAAUCAAGUAGUUUGAGCGUUCAACUUGCAGAUCUAAAUAAGAAGAACAAAGUCAUUCUAUCAGAAUUAGAGGAAAUGAAAAAUAGAUGUGAAGAGCUGGAAAAAUCAAAUGAUAAAUUAUUGAGGAAAGUGCGAAACAGUACAAGCAACUCUAGAGUUGAGGCUCAAAUAGAAGACUUGAAGGAUCAGAACGCAAUGUUACAAAAAAAUGCAGAGGGUGCAAGUAAUAGAAUAACUGAAUUACAAGAAAGUAAGAAUCUGGUUACCAGAGACCUUGUUUCGUUGCGAGGAAAAUAUGAUAGUUUGUUGGAAGAGAAAAAUGAAUUGGAAAAAAUCGUUGGAAUUAAUAGAGCAAAGCUGAGUUCAUCUGAUGAAGGUUACAAGAAGUUACAAGAAAAAUUUCAAGCUGAAUUGCAAGAGAAGAAUAAAAUUGCCUUGGAGUUGGAAGCUACAAAAUUAUCUAUAACGCAGAAAGAAAAACAAUUAGUAACUGCUCAACAAGACAUAGAACGACUGAGACGUGAGAACAAAGAACUCGAUGAGGAAAUGGAAGAGCUAUCUGCAGAGAUUCAAGAAAGAAUUGCCACUAAUACGAAGCUAGAAGCCCAACUUUACGAAAUGAUGGAUAAUGCAAAACACACAUCCAAUUAUUCUGGUGAUAAUGCUGUAGUACAGAACGAGAAGAAUGAUCCUGAAGUGGAAAUACUUAUUGAGCAAAAUAAAGAACUCAGAGAGACAUCUGUAACUUUAACAAAAACUAUAGAUAUUUUAAAGAAGGAAAAUGCAGAGCUCAAAGUUAAAAUUACAGAAUUGGAAUCCAAACGAGAGUCACGAAGUUGUGGCAGUUCAAGAAGUUCUAGUCCAAUGCUUGAAAAUAACAGAAGAAAACAGCGUCGAAGUGACCUUUACAAUCAAGGUAGACCACUUGAUGAAAUACAUGUGUCAUCCGAUACAACUUCUACUGAGUGCAGAUGUAGCUCAUUAGCCCAAAAAGUUCGUGAGCUUGAGCUGGAUAUUGUCUCUAAGAAUGGAAAAAUAGCAACAUUAGAACUACAAAUACAAAGUCAGAAUUUCCCGUACCAGAAAAAAUGUAAAGAGUUAGAGGAGAAUCUGUGGGCUUUUAAAAAUAAGAAUACAAUUUUGAAGGCAGAUGUAAUAAGACUUCAAAGAGCUAUAUCUAUGACGAGUAUUACUGAAUGUGAAAUAUGCAGAAGGCGACAGACCAAUAAAAGGGACCAAUCUACGCAAUGUUUACCAGAACAAAAAACAUUCCUUAGUGGCACAAGCAGCGGCAUUCUUGACGAUGCUGCUAAGAUCCACAAACUAGAGAAAGAAAAGGCUCUGAUGAGAGAUCUCUGCCGAGCUCGGACACGACAAAUAAGAGAACUUCAGAAACAGGUAUCUGAUUAUGAGACAAUACUAUCAGAGAAAUAUCACGCUGGUGGUACAACUCUGGACAGGGAAAAAAUUAAAGACAUCGAGAGUGUCAAAUCUUUGACGUAUCGAGACAAAUCACAAAUAUUUGGAGAGAAUACAAAGCGUGCAAUGAAAGAAAACCUGUCCUCAAAUAUUUUGGAUUCAUCAAUGAUCUCGUCAAACCGAAAUCGAAGCAAAUGGCGUCAUUAUCCAUAGAUAGACUAUACUAUUUUUCUUUUGCGUUUGACAGGACGUCAGUAUAUACCGUACUGAGAGAAUGUUAUUUAUUUUCAUAAUGUGUGUUGACUAGAGCCUUUGAAAUUUCCAUAAGGUUUUUUCCAUCUCAUUGAGAGUUUGGUGCAUUAAUUAAUUAUUUUAUGGAGUAUUAUAGCUUUAACUUAGAAUAAGAGUGAUGUGUAAUUUUCAACUGAACAAUGUUUAACUGUUACUUACCCCGUGA
Molecule: messenger RNA, 10518 nt
Organism: Athalia rosae (coleseed sawfly)
Lineage: Eukaryota; Metazoa; Arthropoda; Insecta; Hymenoptera; Athaliidae
Product: nucleoporin nup211
Exons: 17
Coding region: 534-10274 (3246 amino acids)
Biological process (GO): mitotic cell cycle; microtubule-based movement
Cellular component (GO): microtubule
Molecular function (GO): plus-end-directed microtubule motor activity; ATP binding; microtubule binding
Source: RefSeq, a predicted model, not a curated record